Cyprinus carpio (common carp) is the source of this 3791-nucleotide messenger RNA. RefSeq names its product signal transducer and activator of transcription 5a (gene stat5a). Gene Ontology annotation, biological process: regulation of transcription by RNA polymerase II; response to peptide hormone; defense response. Gene Ontology annotation, molecular function: RNA polymerase II cis-regulatory region sequence-specific DNA binding; DNA-binding transcription factor activity, RNA polymerase II-specific. The coding region runs from base 16 to 2016 and encodes 666 amino acids. The record is from RefSeq and is a predicted model, not a curated record. The transcript has 15 exons. Lineage: Eukaryota; Metazoa; Chordata; Actinopteri; Cypriniformes; Cyprinidae.
ACUUGGGUGUUACUCAUGUGUGUCUGUGACUUGCAGUCGAGCUCACCGGUGGGCAGCCUGAUGGACAGCAUGUCUCAGAAGUACCAUCAGAUAAACCAGGCAUUCGAGGAGCUCAGAAUAUUGACUCAGGACACUGAGAACGACCUCAGAAAACUACAGCACAACCAGGAGUACUUCAUUAUACAGUACCAGGAGAGCCUCAGGAUACAGGCUCAGUUAUCAAGUCUGGCCACGCUGCCUCCAGCAGACCGACAGCUACGAGAGCCUAGCCUGCUCAGCAAGAGAGCCACAGUAGAGGCCUGGCUGACCCGAGAGGCCAACACCCUGCAGAAAUACAGACUGGGAUUGGCAGAGAAACACCAGAAGACACUGGCUUUGCUACGUAAACAGCAGACGGUGAUUCUUGACGAUGAGCUGAUUCAAUGGAAGAGACGUCAACAGCUGGCUGGCAAUGGCGGGCCGCCCGAGGGAGGACUGGACAUACUACAGUCAUGGUGUGAGAAGCUAGCAGAAACCAUUUGGCAGAAUCGUCAGCAGAUCCGGAGGGCAGAGCAUCUGAGACAGCAGCUGCCCAUUCCCGGCCCCAUCGAAGAGCUGCUGACCGAACUCAACAGCACCAUCACGGACAUCAUCUCAGCAUUAGUCACCAGUACCUUCAUCAUCGAAAAGCAGCCUCCUCAGGUGCUUAAAACACAAACUAAAUUUGCGGCAACAGUGCGAUUGCUGGUAGGUGGCAAACUGAACGUGCACAUGAACCCACCGCAGGUCAAAGCCACCAUCAUCAGCGAACAACAGGCCAAGGCCCUGCUCAAGAACGAAAACACCAGAAAUGACAGCAGUGGUGAGAUCUUGAAUAACAACUGUGUGAUGGAGUACCACCAGACCACAGGCACUCUCAGUGCACACUUUAGAAACAUGUCCCUGAAGCGGAUCCGGCGUUCAGACCGUCGAGGGGCGGAGUCUGUUACAGAGGAGAAGUUUACCAUUUUGUUUGAAUCACAGUUCAGUGUUGGGGGAAAUGAGCUGGUAUUUCAGGUUAAGACUCUCUCUUUGCCUGUGGUGGUAAUUGUCCAUGGAAGUCAAGACAACAAUGCCACAGCCACCGUUCUGUGGGACAAUGCAUUUGCUGAACCGGGACGGGUGCCUUUUAUUGUGCCUGACAAGGUGUUGUGGCCGCAGUUGUGUGAGGCUCUGAAUAUGAAGUACAAGGCAGAGGUGCAAUCAAAUCGAGGUCUGUCUGAGGAGAAUCUCGUCUUUCUCGCUCAGAAAGCCUUCAGCAGCUCCAGCGUCAACCCGGAGGACUACCGCAACAUGACCAUGACCUGGUCGCAGUUUAACAGGGAGAGUUUACCAGGCAGGAACUUCACUUUUUGGCAGUGGUUUGAUGGUGUGAUGGAGCUUACUAAAAAACACCUGAAGCCUCACUGGAAUGAUGGGGCGAUUCUUGGCUUUGUGAAUAAACAGCAAGCUCAGGACAUGCUGAUGUCCAAACCCAAUGGAACCUUCCUGUUGCGCUUCAGUGACUCGGAAAUUGGCGGCAUCACCAUAGCCUGGGUGGCAGAGAACCCUAACAAAGCAGGAGAAAGGAUGGUGUGGAACCUCAUGCCAUACACAACCAAAGACUUCUCUAUCCGCUCCUUGGCGGAUCGCAUCAGCGACCUGAAUCAUCUCCUGUUCCUCUAUCCUGACCGGCCCAAAGACGAGGUCUUCUCCAAAUACUACACCCCUCCGCUGUCUAAAGCUGUGGAUGGAUACGUCAAACCACAGAUCAAACAAGUAGUGCCAGAGUUUGCGACACCAAAUCCUGACCCUGCAGCAAAUCCCACCUACAUGGACCAUGCGGCAUCUCCAGCUGUCAAUCAACCACAUGCUUAUGGACUCUAUCCUCCCAUUGGAGACCCUAUGCUGGACGCUGAUGGCGAUUUCGAUCUGGAUGACACCAUGGAUGUAGCGAGGCAUGUAGAGGAACUGCUCCGUCGACCAAUGGAGGGCCAGUGGAGCGGCCAGCAGUCAUGACCUCUUGACCUGUUACUUCUGAUCCUAAACAAUGUUUUUUUUUUUUUAAAUAUAUUUUUCUCCUUCUACUCUUAGUGUAUUUCCCCCAUUUGUUUCUCAGUGUGGGUGUUCUCGACUUAUUUUUCUCCAUCAUCACAUCUCUUUCUCUUUCCCCUAUCCCCUGUUUCUGUAGAAGAGAAAGGAGCUAAUGGAAGAAGAAAAAAAUACUAUGAGCCUUCCUCUAAUUAAAUACCACCAAACAGUAUUGUAGAAAAAAAAAAAAGAGAGAGAGAGAUGCAUGUUAUCUCUUUUCAUUUGUGCUUGAGUUGUUUUUGUUUUGUUUCAAAAUGACUUUUCGCAGAACGAAUCUGUGAAUCCCUUAAGCCGAGAUGUACUACUGUAAGGAACAUUUUGUUUUUCAAACUGUUUUAUGGUUGCCAUUUUAUUUCCAGGGUGUUCAGAUAACUACUGCAUCUGAAGUAAAUGCAUAUUAUCCUUUGCACUCUUAAACGAAUGCUUUCUUGCAGACGAUGACAUUAUUGUUACCUUAUGGUGAUUGCAAUGUAACGCUUCUGUACACUAACGAGUGUUUAGGUUGCAAGGCUGUUAACAUUCAGUGCAGCUACAUCUACGUCUGUGUUUAAUCUGAACCGUGAACACAAGUUACACCCGCAUCCUAACCAGCAGCACACGACCUGUCACUCACAUCACCGAGACUGAGGCACACAUGAGAAACACACAUGCGCCCGCUCGCAUCCAUCCUGCGUUAAAGCGAUGGAAACACAUGGGGUAGAGAGAGGUCCACUGAGCAUCUGGGCUCACGUUACACUACACAGGCCGUCUCUCGCUCUCUGUCUGUCUCUCUCCAGUGCAACAGGUGAUGAUCUCAUCUGUUCUCAUGCUUUCCUCUCGGAACAAAACAAGAGAACCUGUCGUCAUGGUUACACAUGCUGCUCCAUGUAUGCUCUUAACUGGCCAUCCUAUAGGUUCGCAUUUCUGCAUGUUACCGACCUCUGCCUUGGCCACUCAGGACAUUGACGUACAGUUGAUGUAAAAUACAAAUAAUAGUAAUGAUAAAAUAUAAAUAAAAAUGACACAAUUAAAAGAAAGUACCUAUAUCCAAUAUAUAUGAAAGGUAUUUUUUGUUAACAUAUUUCUAUUUUAUUACUGUAGGGCGCUAGAUGGCUCCGGCCCUCUGUGUAGUGCAAAAUGGCAUUUUACUGUCUGAUUGUCGGUAGAAGCCCUGAUGUACUGAUCUGAAAUCAGUACUCAAACGGCACAAAGGGUUCGGUCGCUGCCAUCUCUGUAGUUUCACUUCAGAUUUCAGCUGAGCUUUUGCAUGGAAGAAAAAGCCAAACAGUGAAGUUAGCACGAAGAGACGUUUCCUGUGUGCUUACUGUAUGUGUAACCUGCAAACCUAACUAAUGAUGCCCAUUUUUAGAUGCCUGUAUUCAUUUUUAAAGGAUGGUUUGUUCCUCGCAGUGGAUGUUGAUUUAUUUUCCUCUCUCUAUUUUUCUGUCGUGGCAGAGACACAUAGGAAGUUGUGAUUUUUCUUCAUCUUUUUUUAUUGUCUUUGUUUUAAAACUGUUUUGUCAUGUUGUUGUUUAGACUGUUUCUCACUGUAGGUGUCAACGUGUGUGUGUGUGUGUGUGUGUGUGUGUGUGUGUGUGUGUGUGUGUGUGGUGGCAUGUUCAGCUCUGCUCUGUUUUGUGUUCGUCCCAUGUUUGUGGUUUGGCUGUAGAGAAGAAAAAUUGAAUUGACAAUAAAGUUUUUGUUUUGUAAUAAUCUGGACUCCA